UGGGUUUGGCACUACUUCAGGGAAGGUGCAGAGAGCACCGCUUGGUGUUUGUCACGAAAACAAACAAUAAUUGCAGAAUCUGCACAGAGGAGAACCAGAGCUCAGGUCUGGAACUAACUGGGACAUUUCUGUUGGUGACGGGUCUUGCUGCUGGUACCUCUGGGAGACGGAAAACUGCGCUCAGCCCCACUUGUAUCUGGGACUGUUCAGUGAAAAUUGAGUAGGCUGGGGCGUGGGCAAACACCAACUCACGGACAGAUCCGGAAUAAAAGUUUCAGAUGAUGGUGUUUCCGAUCCACACAAUGGUGCACCUGAUCAUUUUUCAGACUGUGAUAUCAGUCACCAAUUCAGCUCAUGUGAUGGGUCACUCCAAAGUUAUUCGUUUCUUGGCAGUUGGAGAUUGGGGUGGGCUCCCAUAUUCACCAUUCACCACACCUGUGGAGAAAAGAACUGCACAACAAAUGGGUGUUGUGGCUGAGAUGAUGGGUGCUGACUUUGUUCUCUCUCUGGGGGAUAACUUUUAUUACGAUGGAGUUAAUAGUGUAACUGAUAAAAGAUUCCAGGAAACAUUUGAGGAAAUCUUUUCUGCCAAGUCACUGAAGGACGUGCCCUGGUUUGUUGUAGCAGGAAACCAUGAUCAUUUGGGCAAUGUAACUGCACAGAUCGAGUAUUCCAAGGUUUCCAAAAGAUGGAACUUUCCACAUUAUUACUAUGACCUAAAUUUCACCAUCACAGACUCAAACACCACUGUUACAAUCCUGAUGCUCGACACUGUCCUUCUUUGUGGAAUUUCUGAUGACUUCCAGGGGAAGGGACCAGAAGCACCAAAAGACUAUACUGUGGCUAACACACAACUUGAGUGGGUCAAAGACAAGCUGAAAAAUUCCAGAUCAGACUUCCUGAUUGUCGCUGGACACUACCCAGUUUGGUCAAUAGCUGAACAUGGACCCACCAGCUGUCUGGUAGAAAAGCUGUACCCUCUCCUCACUCAGUACAAGAUCAGUGCAUACUUCUGCGGGCAUGACCACAACCUACAGUUUAUUCAGGAUAGCAAUGGUAUUGGCUACGUCCUAAGUGGAGCUGGAAAUUUCAUGGAAAAUUCAACGAGGCACAAGGACUGUGUUCCAAAGGAGUGGCUUAAAUUUUUCUACACAGACAUCAGCUCUUUGGGAGGCUUUGUUUAUGUAGAGAUCACCUCAGAUGAGAUGCUGAUCACAUUCAUUGAGGCUCAUGGUAAAUCCCUUUAUCAGACCACUAUCCCCAGACGCUCAAACAGAUGAAGCAACUUAAUCAGCUAUUGCAAAAGAUAGUAAAAAUGCAUAGUGCUGAAUGGAAGAUCUCAUUGCUUUUACUGCUUUAAAUGUAACAAGUGGCUCUCUGCUUUCUUUUCAUGUACACUUAAAAAGAUGUCUGUUUUUAUUGGGACAUUCUCUUUAGUCUAACAUCUGCCAAGUUAACCCUCCAUGGUUUCAAAAUUAACCCUCCAUGGUUUCAAAAUCUUGCACUGAGUUGCUAAUACAUGCAAAUAGAAAGACUGGUGCCUAGGCUUCUUCCACAUUUUAGCUCCAUAGACUUUAAGUUUACAUUUCUAAAGUCCAUUGUUUGUUUGAAUAACAAGAUAUCUGUGCAAUAAACUUGUUUCAACUUGUAUAAAGGAUAUUGCUGAUCGAAGCACAAGUAGUAUUUUCUCAGUGUUUGGCUCAGCUACGUCAACAAACCAGGAGCAAGAGGAGGAAAUGAUGCAGAAUGAGUUUGAAUAAAGUAUAAGGGGGAAGUGACAUAGCUUCAGCCACUCUGGUCAAGGGAUCUCCUACUUCUAGAGAAAGUUUGCUGGAAUACUUACACUGCAAAAAAAAAAUUCAACAGGCUUUGCUAGCACACCAUUUUCAGCUGGAAUUGGAAUGAUAUCAAGUGAGAGUUUCAACUAUAAACAGGCCCCAACCAUAUAUCCCAUAGCACACAUGAGCUAGUGGCAUGAUUCAACUCUAGUUGUUUGUAUAAAGUUGGUUUAAUAGACAUAACAACAAAAAUUAUGUCGGCAGGAGUGAAGGAAUAAAGUGGCCAGAAAGCUUCUUACUGCAUGCAAGGCCUUCUCUGAUAUUUGAAUUAACCUGAUGUUUUCUGAACCUAUUUUCUGAUGUAAAGUGUUCUUAACAUUCUGUAAUUGUUUUUGUAUGAUUCUUGAUGUCUAAAUUUGGGAGUAAAUACUGAAGUAAC
Messenger RNA from Chiloscyllium plagiosum (whitespotted bambooshark), 2217 nucleotides. RefSeq names its product acid phosphatase 5, tartrate resistant a. The record is from RefSeq and is a predicted model, not a curated record. NCBI's taxonomy places the organism in Eukaryota, Metazoa, Chordata, Chondrichthyes, Orectolobiformes, Hemiscylliidae. Gene Ontology annotation, biological process: bone resorption. Gene Ontology annotation, molecular function: acid phosphatase activity.